This is a messenger RNA of Neurospora tetrasperma FGSC 2508, 5462 nucleotides long. RefSeq lists its product as uncharacterized. The record is from RefSeq and is a predicted model, not a curated record. The transcript is spliced from 2 exons. Gene Ontology annotation, biological process: positive regulation of GTPase activity; Ras protein signal transduction. Gene Ontology annotation, cellular component: plasma membrane. NCBI's taxonomy places the organism in Eukaryota, Fungi, Ascomycota, Sordariomycetes, Sordariales, Sordariaceae. Bases 70 to 5331 code for a protein of 1753 amino acids. Gene Ontology annotation, molecular function: guanyl-nucleotide exchange factor activity.
ACCAGGUCUUUGCGCGAUCUGCGAUUUCGCAGGCCUUCACAAAAGCUAUCAAAAGAUGGAGGGAAGACAAUGCCCAUGUACGCCUCGACGGGCUCAGAACGGCUAAAGACGCCCAAGUCGCGACCCCCUAUACCAGGCACAGGCUCAGGAACUCCCAAACCCUUGCUCCCAGUUUCGGAGCGCAAAUCAAACGACACCACCAGUCCUAUCAGUACAUGGCGGAAAUAUGGGCAGGGGAGUCGCGAUUUCGACAUUACCCCAGAUGGAGGCUCUGCAGGACGCGAAGGAAGACACUUUGCCGUAGCGAAUGUCGGGCACAAUGGGCGCAUUUACCUGAGGCCAACUAUUCGCCCGGCUAACCAGCGCUACCCGCAACCGCCCUUCGUAUUUCCCAUGACACCGCCCGAUACAGCUGGUCUGGAGCACUCAUCUUCAGAAAAGGACGAUACUUUUGGAGAAAGUACCAAAAUGUUCGACAACCAAUGGGCUCAAACACCAGACCUCCCUACCCCGCCUAUCACGAGGCGCGACUACCUGGGGAGUCUUAGAAGGCCAGGACAUCGCCGAGCCGCAUCUGAUUCGACCCUUGCCGACGGAAAUGUGGUUCGCGAACCCGAAACCGGGGGCUUCAAGGUCAUUAUUACCCAACCCAGCGAAGGCACGCGACCCAGGACUGUUGAGGAUACGGACAUGACCAGCUCGCCAUUGCUGGAAGUAGCCAUACCGUCCUGGAGGAUAGGCACUCCCAGAUUUAGCAUUCGAGGAACGCCCUGUAUCCGAGGGUCAUCUUAUGCUCCGACCGAAGAGAUACUCUCAAGUAGCGCCUCCGUUGAGGACCGUCGUAUCAACAGCACCAUGGCAAAUUGUUCGGCGACUCCAGGCACAGGCCCCAUUCAUGGUAUGGAUUUUGCUAUUAGCAACCACCGUAUCUCGGACAAUCCUGUCUCGUCAACGUCUCCUGCUUCUGAUCGGCCGCUGCGCUCAACCCACAUGUCGACUCACCUCGUGAUUGAGCCCGCCAUGUUUGACGAGCUGACCUUCAAACCUGCCUGCGAUGAUCGACUUAUUGUUAGGUAUUCGCCAAAUACCGGUGCCGUGACUGCCGCUACGCCGCCUCGUCUGGUUGCAGAGAUCACCUCGCCUUCCUUUCUGGAUUAUGACCUCGUGUCUGACUUCUUCCUCACGUAUCGACAGUUCCUCGAUUCUCACGACUUGCUUUCCAUGCUGUUCGCGCGCCUUCGAUGGGCUUUGGCAAGAGAGGGUGACUUGGGGACGGUGGUGCGUGUUCGUACUUUUGUAGCCCUCCGACACUGGAUUCUCAACUACUUCGUGGACGAUUUCGUUGUCGACUACGACUUGCGCGUUUCUUUCUGUAACCUCUUGAACGAUGUGGUCGACGAGUGGGCUGAGGUAUCCAAGGCGCACAAGAUAGAGAUGAAGACUCUACCUGAGCUCAAGAAGUGCUGGAGGAGAAUCUGUUCGCAAUUCUGGGAUGGGCCUGACUUCGACGCUUCCUUGGCAGCCGAUAUUCCCAUCACCCCAGGAGGUAUCGCAGGCCAUCGUGACCCAAACUUGACUCCCAGCUUCUGGGUCAAAUACGACAAAGGUCCGCCCCAGUUGGACGAGCUAAAUGUCCUGACGACCCCUCGCGGACCAACGAGCUUCUACGCCGAGAUCGCGAAGGCUGGACAUAUCGAUUCCAUUAUUGUGGGUGAAAGGCCAGGGACUCCCGAAAACCCAGAGAUCGAUGAACCUCAGAGGAAUCAGGCCUCGCCAACCAGCGUCACAAGCGUCGAGGUUGUAUCGUGCUCAUUCCCGAUUAAGAGUUCGCGACAUACGCAAGUAGGAUCCAACCGUCCGUUGACUGCUCACCCAGCGGACCCCAGCUCCGUAUACAAUACCACCGAAGGCAUAGCGACUACUCCUCGCUCCCUUACAGGCAAACGUGUCCGACCUCAGCACUCUUCGCACAAGCGGAACAACAGCUUGAGUGAUUCUCUUCAUGAUCACGCCACUUUGACGGAAAGGGUUUUGUACAAAAAUGCCGAGUUCCUUUUGACGCUGCCAUAUGCGGGAAGCCUUAUCCAAGGUAACAUCUUUCCGCCUGGGCAAGCCUUUGUUGAGGUACGUCCAAAUAGUGCCAUGGGUGACCCUUCCAGCCAGACCACUGUCUUUCAACCGGUAGAGGUGCGGAAGGAUAAGUUCAUAGGGUCGGCCAUGUCCAGCCAUGGGAUGAAGAAGCUGCUCGGAAGCGUCCGGCGCGCGUUGAGCCACAAGACGUCAACACAUCCAUCCAAUCAAACAAUGUUGGCCAACAUCUCGCCCAUCGGGCCAGAGGGCGCAACAACGAACCGGCCUCCAGGGACAGCAGUCGUACCGCAAUCGAAAGCUCGCCAGAACGGAGUCCGACCACCUGUGCGUAUUGAUCUGCUCGGCGCUGGAGUCGCGGAGGACUUUAAGAAAGCGAUACGCGAAGAUGCUGCUGUGGAAGCCGAAAAACUCGAAUACGCUGUUCCUCCGGCAACUAGAAACGAAGAAGCCAAAAGUCACGGGAACGCGAUGGAAUAUUCGGCUGCACACAUGGACACGGCGUUUAACCUUCGCAGUGUUGAAGAUGUACAACCUAGGAGCGAUAUGGGGAUAUCAUCUGGCAGCGACUCGAUUGUCAUUGUCGAUGGUACCACCCUUCAACCUGUAAUGUCCGGAGCGUUGCCAGCUGCCAGUUCAUCGGCAUCAUUUUCGCAUUCGUUCAUCCCAAUCACUGCGGAUCCAACGCCACCAAAUACGCCGCCAGAUCUACAACAGGGAACACCAAGAACGUCUUCAUACAUUCUGGGCCAACGAGUCCUUCGCAACUCGGUCUCGACCAAUCAGGCGUCGCCGAUUAUACUUGACUCUACUCCUGGAGAAGGGGAAGACCUCCCAUCAGACGAUUUCGGUCAGCCAUCUAUUGAUCAUGUCAUGCAAGACUUUGAUCAGACCCCCCGGAGCGGGCUGCGUGGGCAUUUCAGAAAUCUUUCAAGCAGAUCACAGCAUUCAACUUGGUCGGCAAGGCAUGGACGAUUCGCGUCAUAUACUAGCGAUAUUAUACCACAGCCAACCGUUAGGAGCUUCGAUGCUACGACAUAUUCGGAGGAGUCCGUGGCUGAUGACUCGUCCCAAGUCCUCAUUCCGCAGCCGCUUCGAAUUCUAAGAAGGAGGCCAGGAGGUGACCUUCGUGCUGUGACCAAUGUUGGCGAUCUGGAUCAUCCACCGCUGAGAACAUCCCGCUCGGUCGGAUCCCUUACAACGUAUACCGACUCGUUCGCAAGUUCGUUCAUACGAAGUCCAGCCCAUCAAGACUCCAGUAGCUUCGUGGAUGUUGUCACGGGUGACAACAAUCGGCCAGAAAUGUUUUCUCUCGGAGCACUCGCUGAGCAAAACCCGAAAAAACGUCAUCUGUCCCUCUUCAGCACUCAUUCAUCGAAGCCGGUGAUGCGCCCAUCAUUCGAGGCUGAGGCGAUCAAAUUGGCGCAGAUUCCUGACGAUGAAGAGGAUGGCGGUGUCGAGGCCGCACUUCUCAAGUUGGAAGGAAAAUACGAAAGAAAGUCAACUAUUCGCUUGUCCAUGGAUUUACCUAAAUUCAAGGUCGAACAGAAAACCAAUCCUCUUCCGACGCAGCCUGAGGAGGUCACGGGAGAUGAGAGGGUGGAUCAACGACACGUGCGCGCUGCCGGGAAGAAUAUCUAUAUGCCACCUUCACCUACGACACCUGCGCCAAUGGAUAUAGCUGACAGCUAUCUGGACGUCACUCCCCGUCAGCACCGGAUUACCAAUGCCGAAUCCUUCAUUUCUGCUACUUCCAGGGACUCCUACAAUUCGAGCCCUCUGCUGGAGCAGGAAAUGAUGGACAAUUAUGGUGUCAACCAGGAUACCCUGCAAUCAUGGACCGAUCGUUCCAUCCUGCAGCCUCCUUCCUCUGAUGAGCAGAGUGUACAAAGCUCCCAACACCCUUCUACAGCUUCGUUUGACUUUGUGGAGAAAGCGGACAGCAUGGAGCCCGUCAAGGUUGACGACGCAAUACCCACUGCAGAGCCAGAACAGUCUUUCUUGACAUUGGAAAGUGAAGAUGACACAGACCUGUCUUCGGAAAUGUCUGCAGAACCAUUCGAUGCGAGUGUUGACGACUACGGAGUCAUUACCCCUUCGGCCGUUGGUGUUGCCAUCUCGACAGAGCCCGCACAUUCCCCGGCUGAAAACCAAUUCGGCCCUAACCCGCCCUCCCCACCCACAAUUAUGAUUCAAGCACUUCAGAUGCUUCCGGAUAUGGCCAAAGGUUCCGCAUCUCAGCAGCAAGGAGGAUGGCAUGCGAAGCCUUUGCCACCAACGCCCGAUACUACUCCGACCACAACAGCUGCUCCUUAUGGCCAGUAUCAACAUUCCUUUCCCGUACAGCCAACUGCUUCGAAGGGCAUGCCUCGUGAUAAACGCCAGCUUGAUGUACCCUCGCCCUUUCCCGAAGCUGGCGAUGUUACCGAAGCGUCCGAUAGCAGACUCUCGGCCCAUCUGCCUUUCAUUCUGGCAUUCGACAGCGAUAUCUUAGCUCAGCAGUUUACACUGAUCGAGAAAGAUGCGCUGAACGAAAUCGACUGGAGAGAAUUGAUUGACAUGAGGUGGAAGAAUGCUGAGCAGAAGGGCUGUGACGCGCGCAGCUGGGUUUCAUUUUUGAGGGAUACGGAUGCGCAUGGCGUCGAGGUUGUCAUUGCCCGUUUCAAUAUCAUGGUGAAAUGGGCCAUUUCCGAGAUUGUCUUAACUCGCGACAUCGAGGAAAGGGCUCGUUGCAUCAUCAAGCUCAUCCACAUCGCAGCACAUUGUCGACGCUUCCGCAACUUUGCAACCAUGGCACAGUUGACCAUUGCGCUGAUGAGCAAUGAGAUUGGCCGUCUAAACAAGACAUGGGCGAUGGUUCCCUCCAGCGACCAGCGAACAAUGCAAGAGUUGGAGACGUUGAUGUCGCCUACAAGGAAUUUCUACAACCUGCGCAAAGAGAUGGAGGGCGGUGAUUCGAAGACGGCUGAUGAGGGAUGUAUCCCCUUUGUGGGAAUUUACACACACGACCUCCUCUUCAACGCCCAGCGACCGAGCGAGAUUGCGAGCUCUCCCACCACUUCACCUUUGGUGAACUUUGAGCGUUGCAGGAUCGCGGCCGGGGUGGUCAAGACGCUGCUGAGGCUUCUUGAAGCGAGCAACCGGUACUCUUUCCAGCCUAUUGAGGGCAUUACUGAGCGCUGCUUGUGGAUGGGUGCUUUGCAUGAUGACGAGAUUCGAAGGCUGGGUGAGAGCUUGGAGUGAAGAUGGACUCUUGUUUACGGCUGAUACCCUAUUACCGAUCCAUACCACCAGCCACAAUGCCUCUCGUCAUUUGUUUCGCCUACAACGACCGGACGGUUCCUUUCUUACUUUGUUUUGUUUUGAUUAUAUCU